Penicillium pulvis is the source of this 1410-nucleotide messenger RNA. Its product is annotated as Zn(II)2Cys6 transcription factor domain-containing protein. Gene Ontology annotation, biological process: regulation of DNA-templated transcription. The transcript has a single exon. Gene Ontology annotation, molecular function: DNA-binding transcription factor activity, RNA polymerase II-specific; zinc ion binding. NCBI's taxonomy places the organism in Eukaryota, Fungi, Ascomycota, Eurotiomycetes, Eurotiales, Aspergillaceae. The record is from RefSeq and is a predicted model, not a curated record. Bases 1 to 1410 code for a protein of 469 amino acids.
AUGCCUACUAGCUGCCCAACCAAAAGAGCUUGCGACCAAUGUCAUACGCUGAAGGAGAAAUGCCGACGGACCAGUAGCACUGCUCCUUGUCAAAGAUGCUCCCGGCUUGGCCAGUCCUGUCAAACCACACGCACUACUGCAAAGGCGGGUCGAAAACCGCGAGGCACACGGAAAUUAUCAUACACACUACCACAGUUCACCAAUAACUUUGAUCCUUCAACACAAUAUCCCACACCAUACAAUGCCGGACUAGGCAGCAACUCAGUCAUCUUCUCCGACCUGGAUCAGUGGGAAAGACAUUUCUUGAACCUCAUGAAAAAAGAGCACACCAAUCAUCCUUCACCACUCGAUAAAUUCCUAGUCGGUCCAAGCUUCCACGAAUCACAUCACAUUUCCUUCAUCCAAAACCUCAUCCAACCUACACCUGAACUGAAGAAUGCUUCAGUAGCAUGUGCCGCCGUGCUCUUCGGAGAGCAAUCCACAGAAAAAUACAAUACAGUUUCCGCCAUCGGUCAUAAGCGUGCAGCUUUGGCCGUGUCCUCCCUUCGAUCGUUCCAAUUACGUGAUGAAAGUGAUUUAACCACAAUACUCGUUCUCAGCGUGGCGAUGAUUACAUUUGCCAUGCACGUCGAAAAUGGACAGCAACAUCUUAUCGCGCACUACACGUUGACUUUGAUCAAGCAAGCUCAGAGCUUAAUAGACUUUGAAUCGCCUGUGAUGGACCUUUUGAUGUGCCUUGUCUGUACGGAGACAUUUGAGUGCCUGCUGAAAUGCAAACUUCCAACCUGGAGAGUUGAUGGCUAUCGUCGUGGAGUCACUGUUGAUCGCUAUCUUGGUCUGAGCUAUUCGUUAUUCUGUCACUUUUACGACAUCUGUGAAAUGGGUACUCUUCUUCGGUGUGGCCCAGGUGAGAAUAGGUCUGAAAUCAUGGUCCGACUGAAUGAAAUACAUGCAGCUGUGGAUCAAUGGCACCCGUCAACUCCCGUGGACUUUCUUGAGAGGUUUACCCAGGCUGAAGUCGUGGCAUUGUUGGCACAGGCUAAGAUAUUGCAACUGGCUGCUUUGCUAAUUAUUCAUCGGCUACGAUUUCCCUUUGGACAACGCGACUCUGAGGCACAAAUACUGUCUCAAUCUAUCAUAUAUCAAUUCCAUUCUGUCAUUCAGCUAACAGGGCGAUCAGUACCUUGUACUGCGCUCGCAUAUCUGACGGCAUGUUUCGAGGUGGCAGGCGAAGAGUCAAGGCACUGUGCGUUGACUCGAAGCUCGGAGAUCAUCACGUUUUCAAAGCAAGCACAGAUUAAAUUCGAAAGCUCGUUGACUUCAAUCUGGAAAGCUCGGGAUUCUGGAAACCAGUUCUAUUGGUUCGAGAUGGGAAAAUAUCUAUCGAAGAACGCGGGAAUCUGUAAAUAA